UAGAGGUGAUACUUAUAAUAAUAAUAACUUUAUACAUAAUAAUGAGGAACUAAUUGUACAUAAUAAUGAGGAACUAAUUGUACAUAAUAAUAAAGAAAACACUCCAACAAAAAGGCAAUCACUUAAUAACGCUAAAAAAUAAUAAUCACUUAAUAAUGCUAAAAAAAUUACAUGUAUACUAGGAGACAGUAUAAUAAAAGGCAUCAACGGUUACAAGAUGACCAAAUCCCUUGACUACAACCAAAACAAGAGAGUUAUACUAAAAUCCUUUCCUGGAGCUACGACAGAAGACAUGUAUGAAUACGUCAAACCAACCAUGAAGAAAAAGCCAGAUAACAUCAUCCUUCAUGUUGGCACAAAUGAUCUUUCUAGAAACGUAGCACCAGAGGUUAUAGCUAACGAUAUAAUUAAUUUAGCAACAUCAUUGAUUCACUCGAAUAUGAACGUAUCCGUAUCUGGUCUGACUCCAAGAAAUGACGAUUAAGGUAUUAGAUGUGACGAACUCAAUGACCACCUAUAUAAAGGAUGUGCUGAACGAAAUAUCGCAUUCAUAAAUCACUAUCAGCAGAUGGAUCGGAAUCGUCACCUUAACAGAAGUAAACUACAUUUGAACCAAUAUGGAUCGGUAACACUGGCUAAUUCUUUUUUAAAUUUUAUUU
Hydractinia symbiolongicarpus is the source of this 659-nucleotide messenger RNA. RefSeq lists its product as uncharacterized. The record is from RefSeq and is a predicted model, not a curated record. Bases 218 to 484 code for a protein of 88 amino acids. The transcript has a single exon. Lineage: Eukaryota; Metazoa; Cnidaria; Hydrozoa; Anthoathecata; Hydractiniidae.